This is a messenger RNA of Babesia bigemina, 240 nucleotides long. RefSeq lists its product as hypothetical. The transcript has 2 exons. The coding region runs from base 1 to 240 and encodes 79 amino acids. The record is from RefSeq and is a predicted model, not a curated record. Lineage: Eukaryota; Apicomplexa; Aconoidasida; Piroplasmida; Babesiidae.
AUGGAUGCGAAAACCACCCGCAGCGCUAUGGGGAUAGGACAAGCUAUGGAUUUGGUAACAGGCGUACUAGCAGCCUGCAAGGUGGGACUGGAGGUGCCCGGACUCAGGGCAGAACAGAGCAUCAAAGUUAUACUGGAUGCAACGACGGUGGAGCUGGGUAAGCUGGGGAGAAGUAACAUGCCUCUCACCGAUGACAAGGCGCCCCUGUCUGGAGGGGAUGGAAGCAGCUGGAUGAAUUGA